Staurois parvus is the source of this 420-nucleotide messenger RNA. The record is from the annotation of a GenBank genome assembly. Lineage: Eukaryota; Metazoa; Chordata; Amphibia; Anura; Ranidae.
ACCCACAGAGACACAUGUACACACACACACACACACACAUACAGACACAUGUAUACACACACGCAGGCACGUACAGACACGCAUACAGACAGAUACAUGUACACACGCAGAGACACAUGUACAUACAUACACAAACACACACACCCUAUAAAAAGUUUCAGUACUUCGUUGUUCACUCACAGAGCCGGGUACUGCACUGUAGGGGGAGGCAAAGAGCACAUCACACACUCCUUCCUUUGCUUUCACUGCGCUCAGCUAUUGAGCAGUCUGAUGGUUCACAGUGACAAUGACAGAUCUGGCCUGAGCUCCGAGCCUGCUCAGCAAGACGGCCCUGGGGGACACACUCGCCCCCACCAUAAUUUCCACUCGCCAUUGACGAGCAGGCGAGUGGCAAUUUCAAAGCCUGCCUUAAUACACCAC